AAACGCGGUUUGCGGUGUCGGCCACGGUGAGAACGGUUAUUGGUUAAUGGUAAAGCCUCUAUGUGAUUGACGGGAGAAUCGCAAGACCACGUACACACUGUGAGCGUAGAUUUCUGACAAUGACGUCAGGAGUCGGACAAAACAUUAGCUAGGUUUUGAUCGAGGGCCGAGUGUUCAUUGCAGUGAAACCGACAGAGGCCAUUUGAUGUGUGUAGAAUUUCGACCUGGAUAUCCACGUUCACUAAGUCCAUACACGGUCUGCCUCUAGCGUUUAUUGGCGAUGAUUUUCAAGGUGCUCGACGCCGAUGAAUUGACAGUCCUGUACGAGUCUUUAAAAUUCCAGCUGCCAGGUUCGUCCAAGAUAUUUUAUGUGGUUGACCGCAUGGUGAAGGGGAAAUGCCCUGGAUUUGAAAUCAUCACAGAUAACUGGCCAAAUUGGAAGUGUGUAAUAGGACGACCUCAGCCUGAUAAUGCAAAGGUUCCAGAGUUUCUAAAAUCAACAUACAUUUGUCACACAAAUAGCACAAAAGCUUUAAAGUACUUCAUACAAAGACCAGGUGUAAUCAACUGGAGCAAGCCGGGUAUUCUCUCAGGAAUUCCUUAUGAUCUCACAUGUACCCUGAAGGAAGUCAGCAAAAAAAAUGGCGGGAGUUUGUCCAAUCAGAACCAGUGUUUCAUGUAUGCAUGGCAACAGAAGGAUCCACCUCCUCCACCUGAAGUUCCAAAGAAACUGCACCUGGCAUGUUUGGAGCCAUCCCAGGCAAAAUACCUGAGUAAACAGUGGUACUCGUCAGGUCAGACAGAGCAGGAGAAACAAUCUCAGAAACUCAUGUCCAUGUUACUGGACAACUUUGAAAGUUCCUGCCUGAUGGACUCUGAUGGAGAGGUCCUGGCUUAUGCCUGGCUCCAGAACUAUGGAUCCAUGGGGGGACUUUUUGUGAAACCCGACCAUCGACGGAAAGGCUACGGCAUCAUGGUCAUGCAGGAUCUGACCCGCAAGGUCAUGAAGAAAGGUCACGUGCCAUACGUGUAUACAGUGACCAAUGAUACACCAGCGAUUAACAUGAUGCAGAAGUUAGGGUUCCGUUGGGUACCUAGUGGGGACACGACAUGGGUACAGCAUACACCCACAAGUAUGUUACUGCCCAAUGGGAAGCCUAAAGUAGAACUACCUCUUAUUUGAUGUAGAUGAAACACAGGAGCCAGCAGUACCCUUAGCUACUCCAGUUUGUGGCAGUGACAUCUUAGUAUAUAUGUGUGGUUCACCAUACAGUUUGACUCGCCACUUUCAAGACAACUUAUAUUGGUGAAACCAAUGUGACAGACAGAAAGUGGAUAUAAGAUUUUUGGUUAAAAGUAUGUGGGUUUAAAAAGAUAUCAAAUGGCUCCUGUGCUCAAUAUAACCGAUCCUUGUUCAUUGCACCCAUUGUCAUGAUCCAUCUUUCCUGACUUCUGUACAUAAUAGCAUUUUGUACCAUACAAUAAAAGCAGAAAAUCCAAGUAGUGCAAAAUUCCAGUUUUUCCAUGGAAAGAAAUACCAGUUUCAGCUUUGCACUCCAGGUUAUUCUCAAGGAUCAAUGAAUUCUGUACAGUUAAGCGUGAUGUAAAGUGACGUUGAAGGCAUACUUUGUGUUGAAUUGAGCUUUCUUUGAGAAAUUGGAAGCCAGUGAAGAUAGACCUCACCAUCACAUGUUAACCCAAUUUUCUCCUUGUAGUGAUGAUCGGAAUUGUCUUUUGAAGCAGCCUAGACAUUAGGCCUAGCUUACUCCCGGAUCUGAUUUAUGAACAAAAUUUGCUCAGUAACACCACUAUGUACAUUCAGAGAUAGAUACAAUAUUUGUUCACAUGACAUUCCUUGGGAAAUUUUAGGUACUUUAAACAUUACUUAAGCUCUCUCUCUCUUGACAUAGGAUAAGUACGCUGAAAAGCUGUAGACAGUUGUUCGUUGUAACAUAUUUUAGUUUCUUCAGAUGGAGGUUUUCAGAUUGAAUUUAACUUCUCUUACAGGUGUUUUUGCCUCGAAGAAUUUAUAUUAACUCCAUCCAAUCAACUCCGACACACACCCAUAUAAAAUGUCCUUCUCUAUGUCCUAGUUUAUUGAAACAAAUGAUUAGAUUUUAACCACAAUCGGCAGACAGGAAAUACAGAAAUUUGAUUUGAUGCAUUGUUCGCAUUUGUAUUUAUCUUUUUGUGUGUUUUUAUUGGCAGCAUAAUGUAACUGCAGAGCUGUGUGAAUCUGUAACAUUCUUUUGCUUAGUUUCAUGAUCAUUUUAGUGGGAUAAUAAGUGUACCCAUUAAAGUUGUAUCUCUGACAUUUGUUGGAAGGGGUUUGUAAGGUUAGGUUGGAAUGCCUUCACAAUUAUCUGUUGCUAUGGGGGAAAUGGGCAUUAGAAAAAGCGGUUUGGCGGUGUUCUGUUGGUUGAACUGGGUGGCGGUAGAUUUCUUGAGGGGAAAAUCGAGAGAGGUAAUCUCGUACACUGUUGACUUUAAUUGCAAGGUAAAAAAUGGUUGCAUCAUGAUUUUGUAUAUCACGUAGGUGCAGAAAUAGUAACAAAAGUAAAAAUGUAUUGGCUCUGCUCCAAGAUGACCGAUAUUUUCCUGUUCAGUCUUGAGCUUAAAAAGUCGCUGUUAUAACCUUAUGGGGACAAAAAAACAGUGGGACAUACCCUAAACACAUGGAUAACCACAGAACAUAAUCUGUAUCAUAUUACAUAAUAUACGUUAACCGAGAGUUAACCAGGAGUCGUGGGCAGAAUCCGGUCAGAAAUCAGUUCACAUCUCCCGGAGGUUAUGGGAAGAUUGCCAAACGAGAACUUAACGCUUACAUGACGUCCUAUCAUGAACGCUAAAGAUCAGUCUGACAUUUACUGUACACGUUCCUGUACAUAUGGAUGCUAAUACCCUUGUUUAUUUUACCUGUAGGAACUUCUGUUAUCCCAGCAUUUGAUUACAUUGUCCAUUAACUUCACCGACUGCCCUUUAAAUCAGUGAAAGGUAUUCCUUUUUUUUCUUUUACCCAUAAAAUGUUGUCAGAUGUGCCUUGUAAUAUGCCACAUUUGUUUUCCUGUUGUUUUCUUUUUGUAAUUCGCCUAACUCUAAAGUUUAUCACAGCUCCGCAAACUUUGCUUUUAGCAGGCGACUUCGUUAAAGAGCUACAGUUAAACAUAUGUUAAUGGUGUGGGAUGUUACCGAUAAAAAUAUACAUGUAUGACUCUGACCUGCCAUGACAUAGUAAUGAAAUAAGAGAACUUACGAGCGCUAUAAAUCAAUGGUUUUUGAUUUUGAUUUGGUUAAUGUUUAGUCCUGCCCAUUAAUUUAAGGAAAAUGCAUCUGUUGACUUGUAAUUUCAGUUUUAUUUUGACUAGAGUACACAAAUAUUGGACUAAAAUUCCCUGUAUACACAGUCUUGCUAAUUACAGUAGUUGUCUACAGUAGCCUAUUGUUAAUUGUGUGUACUAAUAGGCCAAAUCCUUACUGGUACGAUAUUAGUUAAGGUACACAUUCCUUCAAGACGAUACGUCCGCCGUGGCAAAAGUUUACAUGCAGGAAGCCGUUAUUUACAGGUUAUACGGACAUAUAUAGAGGGACGCUUAUACGAAAGGGGAUUGUAUGUUGAAACACCAUUUGUUUAAGUCAUCUGUCAUGUGACUGUCGGUUCUUUUCUGUGAUUUAUGACAUCUCUACACUGUUGCUGCGCAAUUUACCGAUAGAUAUUUACAGCAUAGCCUUUCACGUACAUAAAGUCUUGCAUUGAUAUGUAUAGGGAUCAUAUGUAUAUCUGCAUGUGUAAAUACUGUAAAUAAGACGUAUGGGAUGUGAUACUUUUGUACAUGAAAAUAAAGAUAUUUUUAAAAGCAAAAAA
Molecule: messenger RNA, 3862 nt
Organism: Liolophura sinensis
Lineage: Eukaryota; Metazoa; Mollusca; Polyplacophora; Chitonida; Chitonidae
Product: glycine-N-acyltransferase-like protein 3
Exons: 5
Coding region: 281-1183 (300 amino acids)
Cellular component (GO): mitochondrion
Molecular function (GO): glycine N-acyltransferase activity
Source: RefSeq, a predicted model, not a curated record